GUUUGACCUCUCCGCUUUCCGUAGUUUAAAUCCUCUCGACCUCUGACUUGCAGUAAACUUCUCUACUUCCUGCUCGCUGUCCGACUCUUAAAAGGCUGAAAAGGCGAUGUUUUUAAAAGAAAGGGAUUAUAUUUCGAUUGAUUUGGACUGAAUUUGACCGCAAGAUGAGCUGGAUUCCAUUCAAAAUCGGACAACCAAGGAAACAGAUUGUUUCAAAAACGGUUGAAAGGGACUUUGAGCGGGAAUAUGAGAAGCUCCAAAAGUUGGAAGAACAGACAAAGAAGCUGCAUAAAGACAUGAAGAAAAGCACAGAAGCUGAUUUAGCAAUGUCUAAAGCAGCAGUGAAGAUCUCAGGGGACUUGUUGAGUAAUCCGUUGUGUGAGCAGGAUCAAGCUUUCCUUGAAUCCAUGAACGCUCUGGAUACAGCCAUGAAGAGAAUGGAUGCUUUCAAUCAGGAGAAGGUCAAUCAGAUUCAGAAGACUGUGAUCGACCCUUUGAAAAAGUACGGCAGUGUGUUUCCCAGUCUGAACAUGGCAGUAAAACGCAGGGAACAGGCUCUUCAAGAUUAUAAGAGACUCCAGUCUAAAGUGGAGAAGUAUGAAGAAAAAGAGAAGACGGGGCCCAUCAUGGUCAAACUCCAUCAGGCCAGGGAAGAACUGAAGCCUGUCAGGGAAGACUUUGAAGCCAAGAACAAGCAGCUAUUGGACGAGAUGCCCAAGUUCUACAACAGCCGUAUCGACUACUUUCAGCCCAGCUUUGAGGCUCUGAUCCGAGCUCAGGUGGCCUAUUUUACCGAGAUGCACAAUAUCUUCACUGAAUUGACGGAUCAGAUUGACCAGGGCGGUUUGACAGAUGAACAGAGGAAGCAGGAGAACGAGGCCAAACUGAAUGAGUUGCGCGCGCUGUCCAUCGUGGCCGACGACUGAGACAGAAAACACCCGCUGAUACGCCACAGAUGUUUUAAUGAAGUCACGUCAACAGUUAUUUAUUUCUUUUUCUGUUUGUUACUUUUUAUUGAUAAUGUAGAAGUCUUAUUUUGAAUGUCUUGUUGACAAAUGAAGCCAUCAGGAAACACUAGUGAAACCUUUUAACAGGAAUGUGUUCAGAUUCUCAUAUUAGCAUGAAGUUUUGAUUCUUAGCUGGAAUAUCUUACCUGGAUUUUUUUCCAGUUAAUGUCACUUUUUGCUAAUCAAACUUUUUUUUUUUUUGUCUCGUCGGUUUAUUUUUGUCUUUACAGUCACUACAACCAACCAACGAUUGAUCAUUGAAGUUCUAACAGAUAAUUUACAUGUUUGUCUUACAGCUUUCCCAUCCACAAGAGGCCAAAUAUUUAAGUUCUAAAUAGUUCUUAUAAGCUAAAGCUUAGUUUUCUAUACGAGUUGUUCGUAGAGUUCACACACUACUUAUGAUGUACUCUUAACUUUUUUCCUGCUCUUUUAAAGCAUCUUUACAGAAUAGUGCAACACUGGAAUCGUGCAGAGAAUCAAUAUUUAUAUGAAACUGUUGACUGACAUUUUAUCUCGGAAAAAUGUUACAGUGCAAUUGUCAGUGCUCUAACAUGAUGCUUUUCACAUGUGUUUAAAUGAUACUCUGCCUCCCUCUACUGGCACAUCUGAAGCAUUUUUUUUUUUGUAACUGGCCUGUGUUUGUGCUCACUGUAUUUGGUUUGAAGAAAAGACCUUUUGUUAAAGUUUUUUUUGUUAUAUUUACCAAUAGUCUUACAGCUAUAAUACACAAUGUACUGUUUGGAAAUGUUGCCAAUAGUUUCAGGGCCAGUUAUUUAAUCCACACGUUUUCAUCGCAUUUACUGACAAUCAAUAUAUAAUGAAGUAUUUUUUAAACCAAGAGCUUUGAAUAUAUAAAUGGAAAAUUUUUGGUUCGGUUUGACAUGAAUAUUUGGAUAAUAUUAUAAAUUAUAUACAGAUAAUUGGAAUAUUAAAAGUGCCUUCACAGUAGGUGAUGUUGCUCACCAUGGUCAUGGGUUCGAUUCCCAGGGUUAAAAUGUAAACCUUGAAUUCAGGUCAAGUCAUUUUGGAUAAAACAUCUAACAAAUAAAUUAAAACUUACAGCAUGUUUUACAUUCCUGCUUUGCUUUUAAAAGACAAAACCUGAAAUAACCCAAAACAUUUUCUCUAAGACUCUGGACCAUAGCCUUAUAUUAUCAAAAUGUGUGUAUUUGUCUCUUUUCUCAAAUUGAAGUGUUGUUCUUUAAAUGUGUGUUUGCAAUUUAGUUGUCAUACAUCCUUACAGUAAACUGGUUUUGGACAUCCA
Molecule: messenger RNA, 2271 nt
Organism: Ctenopharyngodon idella (grass carp)
Lineage: Eukaryota; Metazoa; Chordata; Actinopteri; Cypriniformes; Xenocyprididae
Gene: bin3
Product: bridging integrator 3
Exons: 9
Coding region: 165-926 (253 amino acids)
Biological process (GO): endocytosis; plasma membrane tubulation; actin cortical patch localization
Cellular component (GO): cytoplasm; actin cortical patch
Molecular function (GO): protein binding; lipid binding
Source: RefSeq, a predicted model, not a curated record